AUGACAGACAGGACGAGAAAGCGCGAAAAGACUGCGGCGGCGGACGAUGGCAACCCGGUGGACGCAUCGGCGAAGAAGAAGGCCAAGACAGAUGACGCGGUGCCGAUGCAACUGGUUGCGGAAACCUCCCCGAUGGGGGCACACAAAGCAACGCCUUCAGCUGAUGCUGAUGCUUCGCCAGCGGCUGUGGCAGGCUCUUGGUCUCCGCCUGCGAACGAGACAGAUUCGGCUGUGCCGUGCUUGAGGAAGCUGGUGCCGCAUACAAGAGCAAGAGCCAUGGAGUGGCUGCAGGACAACAUGAAAACGCAUGUGGGCGCAGCUGCGAACAUCGAGAAUGUGCCCCCGCUGAGGAUCCAGCCUCCAAGUGGCCAGAAGAAGCUGAGCAACGCGGCUGGAUACAAAGAGAUCUGGGACCUCAAGAACAUGAUGAAUUCCCUGAACAACUCAGGGGUGUACGAGGCCGGGUCCACCAUUUGGAUCUUGUCGGUCCCCUUGGAUGACGAGGUCGAGGACUCGUGGUCGAACUACGUCCAGCUGGGCAGCGAGGUCUUCGCCCGGUCCAACAAGACCGGACUGGUCGUUUUGGGCCUGAGCAUUCCGGCCUGUCUUGAUGCGGUGCCAACGACGACUUUGCCAACCUUUGUCAAGGCCAUCGGUGCGCAGAAAAUGUGCAUGGCCUUCUAUGUCAUGCUCGCCUUAGCGUUCAGGGAAAAGGAUGAGCAGCGGGUGAAAGAACUCAUGCUCCUCAGCCUGGGGGUGACGGUGUCCUUCUUUGUCAACUUGAACGAGACCGAGAGAAUCGUCGAACAGACAAGGGCAAAUUUCCAAGCAAAGUCGCUGGGGAAAAGCUGCGCAGACAGCUGGCUGACGUGGUCGCUGCGGGCAAUCCGGGUUGCUGAGUUGCACUCAGUGAAACUCAGCGGCAGUGACAAGUCGGCGACCGCGCUCGGCGAUCUCGGCUUGAAAAUGGAUGGAAAGUCGGUGAGCCGCAACCACACCGAGUGCUUGGGCUUGCAGCAGGCGAUGCUGACGGAGGACUCCAUCGCGCUCCUGCGGACGACGGAGAGGCUUUUCAAGGAGAAGCCUUUGACGCAGGAUUACACGAAGCUGCUUCGAAUCCUGAAGGUGGUCCAGAAUGCCAGUGCCCACCACAGGGCAAGCUAUGACAUGGUGGAAACCGCCAACUGGGUGAUUUCCGCAUGCUUGGUUGAGCUGCUGCGAGGCAGCGUGGAGCCCAGUUUCUUCACGGUGUCGGCGCUGGACCCCUUGCACAAACCAGGCUUCGUAGCACUGCUGAUCACCCGUCACCGCUUGAUCAACUAUCUUUCCUGUGUUGUUUCCGUGCUGGACGAUGCCGCCUCCAAGACCGAGAUGCAGGCGGUGCUGCAGCACUUCCUCACCCCGAUCGCCUUCAACGAGAAGUUUCCGGUGAGGUCAUCGGCUGCGGAAUCUGGCGGAAGCACUGGCCAGGAUCCAUCAGACGACAAGCAGGAAGAGGUGGCGGAGGAGGGCUCCUCUCCGCUGCAAGACUUGCAGGCCAGCCUCAAACACAUGUGCUCAAAGAAACUCGCCACCCUCCUCCACGACUGCAUGGACGGCGCCUACGACGAAGGGCUUGUGGAAGUGGCGACGAACUCCAAGUUCGAAGAGGUGGUGACGGAUCCUGCACAGAUGGAGAAGAGCGACAAAGGCGAUAAAAAGACCCUUGCCAAUCUCGUGGUCGCGGUCCGUGGUUUCCAGGCCAUGCUUGAAAAUGCACGCGCCGGCACGAGGAACUCCUGCAGCGAUACAUCGGUACCGUCGCUGUCACUGAGAACCCUUGCACGGCUGAGCUCCGACCCGGAGCUUCCAAGCGUACAGCUGGAGGAGCGAAAGGAGGUUUGGAGCAAAGCCCAGGAGUGCCGAAGAAAGCUUUGCCAUGUCGCGCAAGCAACCACCUUGGCAGAGAUCAUGGCCGCGGUGGAGCGAUUCAAGGAAAACGUGGUCAAACCGCGGACCAGUCUGAAGCUCAACGAGGCGCACAUGUUGGUAAUCCUCAGCUUGGAUUGCGUUCAGGAGCCCACAACGACGCCCUGGCGACCGACAAAGGCAGGAGUCGACAAGAAGUUGGUGGAGGCACCGAUGCAGUACCUGAAGACCUUGAACAAGAGUUUCGAGAUUGGCUUCGUCUUCGACGGCCGAAACAAAGGCCAUCGCGAGGCGGUGGCUGCAGACUGCCAGGACCUCUCGGAGGGCAUGGUGCUUUACCUUCCGCGCGAGCGGCGCGAGCGGGGGGCUUCGACCACAGAGGAUCGCUCCAGGACGGUGCCGUUCAGUGACAUGCUGCACGAGGCCUUCUAUGUCCGCUUUGGCUGCGGGAACAGGUCGAAGGUCGCCCUCGCCAAGAAGGACGAUCCCAAUGCUGGUUCCUUGUACCUCAAUGUGCCAAGGGCCACCGCUCUGCCGCGUGUCGCGCAGAGUGCAAAGCGCUCCGCGCUCGGGGUCGGGGUCGAGGUGGCAAUGGCACCGAAGAGCUACGAGGAGGAGGCCAUUCCGUGGUUUUGGUUGGAGGGGAAACCGAUGACGUUCUGGAAACAGUUCGUCCAGGGCUGGAGCGCGGGCUUCGUGGUCGACUUGAGGAUGACGACUCAGCUCCCACUUGCAUGCUUGAGUGCCGCGAUCCCAUACUUGGGAUUUGCGAGCUCUAGCAAGCAUGCAGCGUUUAUGUCCAACGUCUUGGACUUGGCAGCUCUGGAGCACAUAUGCAAAAACGGCCACUACCUCUACAGCCAAGAGCUCGCCAGUGCGGUCAAGGACUUGUACAGCGACGAGCUGGAAACCCCCAUCAACCAGGACAUCGCCGUGGAGUCCGACGGGGAAGCUGGCGAGAGCUGA
Molecule: messenger RNA, 2874 nt
Organism: Symbiodinium sp. CCMP2592
Lineage: Eukaryota; Dinophyceae; Suessiales; Symbiodiniaceae
Source: the annotation of a GenBank genome assembly